CAUCGCACAACACCAUGUCCGGCCUCAUCACCCAGCUCUCGCGGAGCUUGUUGUCGGGAUCGUCGGCGUCGACGUCGCGCGCGCUCUCGACCUCGGCCGUCGCCGCCAAGGCUGCCGCGGUCAAGCCGUCGACAGCGGCCAAGAAGCGCAACAACCCCUCGGCCAAGGCCCGUCAGGCCAAUGCGGCCACCAAGGGUGGUGGACGCACCAAGUCGACCGGCCUCGCGCUCAAGACGACGCUCGCUAGGGAGCCUGCCGACCUCACCGACCUUGUGCAGCUCUACCCAGAAAGCGUCAUCCCUCUGAAUGUCGGCAAGGCCAGCACCUUCCCUCGCAACACGUACGACCAGCUCAAGACGUUUGGUCUCCCUGUGCGCCUCGAGAAGGAGCUGGCUAUCGGAUCGCCCGCGUCGGUUGUGCGCCAGGCGACCCUUGACCUCGUCCAGAUGCUGGAGAAGAGCAAGGGCGGCUCGUCAAAGAACGCGCGCUUCCUUCUCAACGGUGUCCGUGGAUCGGGCAAGAGCACCCUCCUUGUCCAGGCCGUGUCUUACGCCCUCGAGUCGGGCUGGAUUGUCCUCUACGUGCCACGAGCCGAGAAGUGGGUCGACUCGACGGCGCAGUUUUCGUACAACGCCGCCUCGCAGACUUUCCACCAGACCGAGACUUCGGCCGGCCUCCUGAGCAAGUUGCACUCUGUCAACCGCGACCGUCUCGCCACCAUCACCCUGCCCGAGGCGCUCACGUUCAACGAGUACAAGUUUGCUGCUGGCUCCAAGCUCGACGAGCUCGUUUCUGCUGGUUCCAAGGAGGAGCUCAUUGCCGUUCCUGUUCUGGAGAAGGUUCUCGAGAUCCUUGGCAAGCAGACCCAGAUCCCCAUCCUCGUCGCCAUCGACGACGUGCAGACACUGUUCGGCACGACAAAGUACCGCACACCGACGUACGAGCCGAUUGAGCCCUACUACCUCUCGGCUCCUCGUCUCUUCCUCGACUACCUCUCGGGCCGGAAAUCGUUUGCCAACGGUGCGAUUGUCACGGCGCCCUCGUACACCAAGACAACCAUUCUCCCCUCGGUCAACUUCUACAAGGGCUUUGACAUCCAGUCACGGACGCCCAUCACCGAGUACACCAAGUUUGACGAGCACCACCUGGCACACGCCGAGUCUGGAAUCAAGAAGGUCGAGAUUCCGUUCGGUCUGAGCGGCGCCGAGGCUGUCGCCAUGUUCGAGCUCUGGACCCGAAAGGGCUGGGUCUCGAAUGGCGCCGACGACGUCUUUAUGGGCGGAUUCACGGCGGCGGCGGGCAACCCCCUCGAGCUCGCACGGGGGUGGACCGUCUCGCACCAGUCACACAUUGCGUAGGGAGCAUGAGCAGGGCGAUAGCAUAGAUCAGCAUGGAGAUUUGCACUGGC
Molecule: messenger RNA, 1408 nt
Organism: Vanrija pseudolonga
Lineage: Eukaryota; Fungi; Basidiomycota; Tremellomycetes; Trichosporonales; Trichosporonaceae
Gene: rsm23
Product: 37S ribosomal protein S23, mitochondrial
Exons: 4
Coding region: 15-1358 (447 amino acids)
Cellular component (GO): mitochondrial small ribosomal subunit
Molecular function (GO): structural constituent of ribosome
Source: RefSeq, a predicted model, not a curated record